CCCGCUUGCGGGAAUUGUCCAAUUCCACAAGAUGGCAACUCUGGUGGCCGAUUUUUCGAUCCCAGAUUUUUCAUCCCACCGUCCAUGCCACUACUUCGGACCCAAGAGUACCUUGAAAUCCUUCAAUCGUUGCCAAAAUAUGCACUCCAUUGUCGAGAAAGGUAUAAAUGGUAGACUACCAACCCCGGUGGCAAAUUCAACACAGGUUUUAUGUGCACCAUCAAAGCGUUCUUGACGAUCCCCUUCACUCUGCAUUGGUUCCAGCGACACUCCGAGGAAGUCUCCAAAGCAAAAGUAUCUCUCCGGCUCUGAUUUUAUACAAUGGAGGAUCGCGACGAUGAUGAUAAUGAAUCAGCGGUGCGGGCCUUGAAUACAGCAAUGACCAAGCAAGAACAGAGCCUGAAGAUAUUCAAAGACGACCCCUUGAUGGUCAACCGGCCGUUUGAUGAAAUUCCUGCUUCGCGGAACUCCAGUGCUGCCCCAUCUGAUGAAACAACCACCUUUCUUGGAAUUGUUUCACGAUCAGACUCGAACACAUCGGAUGUCCUUGGUGCGGCGGGUGUUACCAAUGAUUCUCCGGCUGCCUUUGUCAGAGCAGGCGACAUCGACGGAGAAGAUGAUGGAAUCCAGGAUGAAAUGAAGAAUCUUGUAGUAUCUGAGAAUCUAUUGCGCAAGGAGAUGGAGCGUGCCACUCGAGUUGCAUCCAGGAGCUCCAUAGAACAGCUGUCAUCAGACCUACUAGCAGCUACUGAGAUAAUAUGUAACCAGGUUGCCGGUAACGACAGCCCAUCCAUCGAGGAGAUUCGUGCUCACGUGACAAAAGAGCAAUCCAAAGGAGACGAAGUUGGUAGUUGCAACACAGUUCACAACAUGCAUGAUCUUGCGUUUGUGGACGACAUUAUGGAGACUGUCAUGGAUACGGUGCUGGGGUGCAAGGGAGAUGAUGACCAGAAAAUACCUACCCAAUAUGCGCGAAGGCGCACAACAACUGCGACUAGCAAGGCAGCAAAAGAGGAUCUUGAAAAGUCGCCUGUUUUGGGUGCUUCGACUCCACAAGCGCUACUGUCAACACGCUCUGCACCGGCUCGGAACGGCACCCAAAUGACGUCUUCAGGUUCGCGAGAUGCGCCAUCCAUGGCGUACAGGUCAUCCUCAAUGGCAUUGACUGACAAGGAGAAGGCUUUCGUAGUUAGGGAAUUGCGCAAUGCACGGUCCAUCGCCACCAAGCAGAAAAAAGAGCGUGAUCCGAAGCUAUCUGGCCACGCCAUUGGCGAAGGGAAUCACAGGGGGCAGGGAAAGAGGAAAGUCAUUGAAAAUCGCAAUGAUAGCCAGAAGAUGAGCUCAGCAGACGAACGAGCCAAAAGGCCAUCCUUGAUGGAAAGGAUGAAAUCUUUCUCAUCUCAGAGAAAAUCAGUUCCCAGUGAGGAAGAGCCUAGGAAAGACGUAACAGUGUGUGUCACCGUUGGAGAAUCUUCCGUUCUGACUCCCGUUGAAGUAGAAGUGGAAGACAUUGAGAAGCCCCGAAGCAAACCAUCUUUGCUUGAGCAGCCUCGAAGCAAACGAUCUUUGAUGGAGCGGGCAAGAUUGUUGUCUAAGCAAUGGAGUAGCGUGGGCGGAAAGGUCUUUGGGGAGAUCACGAAAAGGAAGGAAGAACCACCUCGCAGUACUACCAGCACCGAGGCGGCAGUCCACCCUGAAAUUGAUCAGGAGGCACCAGCGCCUCUUUCUGACGUCUACGUGAUUGAAGAGCAUGGCCAUGAAGUAGAGGCUUUUUACCAAGCUGACACUCGUGUGUCCGUGCUGGAGCGCGACACGUUUCCAGAGCAACAUCGAGAAUGGAAAAAUGAACUCUUCAAGAAAGGGUGGCUUGGCAUGAGGCUGAUCUACUGGGUGAUGCUUCUGCUGCUCGCGAUAAACUUGCUCCUUCUUGGAGUUAUUCUCCUUGUGACAGAUGAUUCAGUCGAAAAAAGUUCUAGCCAGAGCAUCCAAACAACAAAUCCCCCCACAACCGUCAGUCCUAGCAUUGAAAUCAACUUGCCACUUCCAGUUCACACCAUUGAAGCAUUGAGGAAUCCAUCAUCCCCACAGUCAAAAGCCUACGAGUGGCUUAUUAAGGACCCCGCUUACUUUCAAUACUCAAAUGACCGAAAACUCCAAAGGAUGGCACUGGCGACAUUAUAUUACUCCACAAAUGGUCCCAAUUGGACGUUUGCCAAUUCUAUGCUGACAUACGAUUCCGACGAGUGCCAGUGGUUCUACAACCGAGCUGCACGUGCAUCUCCAGCUGCAUGUGGCAUUGCCGGAGGGCUAAUUGAAUCCUUGAUGCUGGAUCAAAAUAACUUGGAAGGGAAGCUGCCACCAGAGCUAUGGUUGAUGACAAGCUUGAAGUUUCUGAGCUUGGCAAACAAUCAAUUGACGUCAACUAUUCCCAGCGAAGGCCUGGAAAAGCUGACGGAUCUUCAAUUCUUCGGGGUUACCAAGAGCGGGCUAUCUGGACCCAUUCCACCAAGCAUUGGCUACUUGUCAAACUUAGAGCUCUUGGACCUUUCAGCAAAUCGAUUCACGAGCACAAUCCCCAUCACAUUUCGCAACCUGUCCAAACUCCGUGAGCUCCGUCUUCAUAAGAACGGCUUGAACGGAACUCUCCCCGACGGAGUUCUUUUCGGUCUCUCCAAUCUGCAACAGAUGUAUCUAUUUGAGAACCAGCUCUCAGGAUCCAUUCCUUCCUCGAUCAAGCAUAUGCACUCUGUCGAAGACUUGUUUCUGUACAAUAAUCGGUUCAGCUCAUCGCUCCCAACCGAUCUUGGCCAUCUUACGCGGCUUCAGCGACUUUGGCUUGAUCGAAAUCGAUUCACGGGUCAGAUUCCCAAGCAACUCGGAAACUUGCACAUGUUGAUGCAGCUCAGCUUGUUUUCGAACGAGUUAUCCGGCACCAUACCCCGCGCCUUGAGCAAUGCCAGAUCACUGCAACAGGUUCGAUUGGAGGACAACCUACUGACAGGCCAAGUUCCAGAUCGAGUGUGUGAUUGGUUUUCCCGAGAAGGCGAUGACAACGAUCUUGAUAUUGAAAAGAUCCUAUCGGUUGAUUGCAUUGAAGUUUCCUGCAAUUGUAACUGCAAUUGUCCGCGACCGGGAUCCGAAGGCUUCCUCCAUUCUCCAUGAAGAGUUGGGAGGUCCUCUUACGUGCUACUAGCUAGGGAAGGCACAAACUCUCCUUGCAAACCUUCGAGACUUUUGCAGGGAAUAUUACAUCUAUCUAUAGAGAACGCAGCAAAAGUAUAUAGAGAUCGACAGUUACUUGAGAAUCCACAAAGACAGCUCUCUGCUCUGGGACGCGGACUACCGGUACCGCAACAAACAGGCCACGUGUUGACGACCUUGUGUUUGUUGGCUGGUCACCCAGACCAUCAUACCAUCCUCUGCUGUUUCUACUACGGUAGCUAGCUUGUCGUUACACAACUUUAGGUAAGCCAUGUUAAGGACAUGAACCCAACUCAUCAUUGCCUAAGUGUAAAGCCAUAGUACCAUGGUAAGGUAGAAAUCUUCCAAAGAGGAAACUCCCCAAGCGACUUGAGCGGCUUUUCCCUAUGAAUUCCAGUCCAUCCACAAGCCCCGACGAGAAAGUUAAUAGGUAUGGACUCCUUCAAUUCAAGUCUAGCUAGUCAGUUCGUUUGUAGAUG
Messenger RNA from Seminavis robusta, 3680 nucleotides. The record is from the annotation of a GenBank genome assembly. NCBI's taxonomy places the organism in Eukaryota, Bacillariophyta, Bacillariophyceae, Naviculales, Naviculaceae.